AUGGAUAACAAACAGCUUGCACAUUUUGUGGAAAGACAAGGCACGCCACUCAACACGCGGCCGGCGUCGCCGUAUACGUUAAAUCCUCCUGUGGAAGCCGAUGGACUGUCGUGGCCUACACCUGGGUCAAGAUCCCGCGCCGAAGAGACAGAAAAGGACACGCAGGAUCGUACAGACCGAAUCGCUGCUGCGAUGAAGGUCAUUUUGGCAGAGUUGGGGGAAGAUGUGACUCGCGAAGGCCUCCUGGACACUCCGCAAAGAUAUGCCAAGGCAAUGCUAUAUUUCACACAAGGCUAUCAGCACAACAUCAUAGAUGAUGUGAUCAAAAAUGCAGUUUUUGAAGAAGACCACGACGAGAUGGUGAUCGUGAGGGAUAUCGAGGUGUACUCGCUGUGCGAGCAUCACUUGGUGCCGUUUUUUGGGAAAGUGCAUAUUGGAUACAUCCCAAACAAGAAGGUUUUGGGACUCAGCAAGCUAGCACGUUUGGCUGAGAUGUACGCACGGCGGUUGCAGGUACAAGAAAGACUCACAAAGCAAAUUGCCAUGGCAUUGAGCGAGAUUCUAAAACCUCGUGGUGUAGCAGUAGUCAUGGAGGCACAACACAUGUGCAUGGUAUCGCGCGGAGUUCAGAAAACCGGGUCGUCUACAGUCACGUCGUGCAUGCUGGGCUGUUUCAGAGGUGCUCACAAGACGCGUGAGGAAUUCUUAAACUUGUUGGGCCGUCGCAACUGA
This is a messenger RNA of Lachancea lanzarotensis, 732 nucleotides long. It is a transcript of the gene FOL2, whose product is annotated as LALA0S10e00870g1_1. Gene Ontology annotation, cellular component: cytoplasm. Gene Ontology annotation, biological process: tetrahydrofolate biosynthetic process; tetrahydrobiopterin biosynthetic process. NCBI's taxonomy places the organism in Eukaryota, Fungi, Ascomycota, Saccharomycetes, Saccharomycetales, Saccharomycetaceae. Gene Ontology annotation, molecular function: GTP binding; zinc ion binding; GTP cyclohydrolase I activity. The transcript has a single exon. The record is from RefSeq and is a predicted model, not a curated record. The coding region runs from base 1 to 732 and encodes 243 amino acids.